GGUAGAGUAAAAAGAAGCACGUUGCUUGUCCAGCUUGUCCAGCGCAAGGACCAAGGGUUAGCACACCACCCUGGAAGACUCUAGACAGAAAAAAAACAAUGCCUAAAUAAUGAUCUGACCAACUCUUGGGAAUACCAGUGGCCAUCUUGGUUGAAGAUUGCAGAGAGAAAUGGCUGUUCAGGCAGCCAUCAUGAACUCGCAGUUCUUAAACUUCUGUUUCCCUGGUUCGGUGAUGGAGUAUGAGGUGGAGAAGGGCUUGGACGGGGGUCUCUUGGGGGAAGCUGACUGUGAGCGUGACUUCAGGGAGACUACCAGGGACCUGCUCAGCUUCAUCGACUCUGCUUCAAGCAACAUCAAAUUGGCUCUGGACAAGCCUGUCAAGUCCAAAAGGAAAGUGAACCACCGCAAGUACCUGCAGAAGCAGAUCAAAAGGUGCACAGGGAUCAUCUCGUCUGGGACUGCAGCGACUCAAGAGCCUUGCAAGAGACAAGACUCGCCACAGACUCCAACCAGCACCCUGCAGAGCAAAACACCACCUAAACGGGAUGGGGCUCAGGCCAACUUGCAGAGCAAGAGUCUGGCCGCCCUCUUUAACCCUGCCAAGGACUUGCGAGGAGAAAGGGCCAAAAAGCCCCCACUGAGACAUCGAAACCUGCCUCCAUCCUUCUUCACAGAGCCAGCCAACUGCUCCAGAGUCACAUCAACUUCCGGCAUGUCCCUCAAAGACCUGGAGCGGGGAAAUCCGGAUGCAGCGGAGUUCUUUGAACUGCUGGGACCUGACUACAGCAACAUGGUCACCGAACAGGAGCUCUUCCACACUACUACGCCUGUCAGAGUCCAGCAGGAGGGAACUGGAGGUCCUGAGCCAGGCGCAUUCGACUCACACCAUUUUGUGACGGGUGGUUUCCUGUAUGCCGAGCCUUGGGGCACCACUGGCAGUGGUGCGUCCAAAAAAACAGGGGACAUGAGGACAGUGCCAGGGCAGCCACCUCUUUACGGCAACACAGACUCAUCUGGCCCGGCGCCUGCGGAACAAAGUUCUCCAUGUUCGUCGUUGACUUUCCCAAACUUCUUUACAGACUGCCCUGUCUCUCAGGUCUCUUAUGAUCUGGCUAGUGGCUACACCAGAGGCAGUUUUCCAUCUCUUUAAGUGAAAUAAAAUACAUUUUGGGAAGAAGACAAGGAUGACAAUGGAGUAUUUUGCAGAAAGAUAAUCCUGCUGCUUGCUUGAAAUAAUGGGAUUUUACAGCGAUCUCCACAAGCUCAGCAUUCAGUACGGUACAGGACUGUUCGAGAGACUCAUAUGGUCACCCCAUAUGAGCGAUGUAGGCACAGCACUCUAAGAGCCAAUUAAAUUUGUCGUGAUGUACUCUUACAAAGAGAUGAAGUCGUCAGUGAAGACUUUAUGUUCGAAUUGGUAAAGGUGAGGGAUUAUUGAGAACAUUAUCUCAGGGUCUUAUUUCACUCGCUUCCAUGUGUCAAAAAAUAAUCACAGCCAUGUAGGUCUCUAGACAAUAGUUAUUAAAGAGGGUAAUCACUUUUCACUUGUACAAUCUACUGUAAUUAAAGCAAUCUGAGACUGCGAUUGGAAUGCUACGGUCCUUCAGUUUGAAAUAUCUGUGAAAUUAAGUCAGAACUGUUUGUCGAUUUAGAAAGGAUGCACGGCCUUCUUCAAAUGCGCUGUAAAAACUUACCUUGUGUGCCGUGUAUUUUCUGAAUGCAAGCAAAUUAGUCAUUCUGGAUGUCUAUGUGUAUAUUCAUCUACAUAUAUUCAUCUUCUGAAGUAGCAGGUGCCCUUAUAUCAUGAAAAGGUGGCUAGACGAUGAGUGUAUAUUAAAUCUUUAAAUGAGUGCUGAAUGGAUAAGAGAAAGUUUUUUUUUAUGCAAAGGACUGCAAAAUGAUGUUUUGAUUUAUGACGACACCCUAACUUUGGUUUAGGAUAGAAGACGAGUUUAGAUGUUGGACAUUUCCAAUUGUAAAAUCCUGUGGAAAAGAGCAAACCCACGACGUAAAGCAUUCUAACGGAUAGCUGUAUAUUUAGUUCUGUUUAAUACUUUUAUAGGAGAGGUGCGUUCAGUGAGACACAUCUACGGUUGCAACAUAUUUGCAAGGCUAUUGGAAUCACAGAUUUUCUUCCAGUGUGUUUUUGCAGUAAACCACCUUAAACUAUCAGCGGGGUCAACAUUCAAGAAGUCUGAGGGUUGUAUCUUAGGUACUGACACUCGAUUGCUGUUUUGCUGUAAUUCAUUCACCUGAUCUGAAUAGUUGGAUCAAUGUAGAAACGUAAAGAAAAUGCAAAAUAUAUUAUGUUGAUAAUGUAAUACGGUACAAUAAAGCUGGUCUUUAUUCUUA
This is a messenger RNA of Astyanax mexicanus (Mexican tetra), 2352 nucleotides long. Its product is annotated as protein FAM181B. Lineage: Eukaryota; Metazoa; Chordata; Actinopteri; Characiformes; Acestrorhamphidae. Bases 170 to 1150 code for a protein of 326 amino acids. The transcript has a single exon. The record is from RefSeq and is a predicted model, not a curated record.